Messenger RNA from Empidonax traillii (willow flycatcher), 1742 nucleotides. Its product is annotated as START domain-containing protein 10-like. The coding region runs from base 195 to 995 and encodes 266 amino acids. The transcript has 6 exons. NCBI's taxonomy places the organism in Eukaryota, Metazoa, Chordata, Aves, Passeriformes, Tyrannidae. The record is from RefSeq and is a predicted model, not a curated record. Gene Ontology annotation, molecular function: lipid binding.
GUCUCUGCGCAUCCCGGGGUGCCUGGGCGACUGGUGCCCGCUCUAGGGGCACAGGCUCAGGGCUGGGAGGAUGAUGUGAGCUGCAGCAGGCACCCAGCGAGAGCUCAAGGGCACAGCCAGGUUUCCCAGGAGGUGAGGCAGAAGGAGCCUGCUUGCAGCCAGUGCCCACACCUGGGGUCCAGCAGCUCAGCCUCAUGUCCAGAGGAGGGGAGAUGGUUUAUAUCCCAGAUGACUCUGACUUCAGCUCCUUCAGGGAUCAGUGUGAGAGCCUGGAGGGCUGGCAUUGUCGGUAUAACAAGGCUGGUGUGACCGUGUGGAGUCAGGGCCAGGAGGAAAGCUGCACCGUGCAGAAAAUCAAGACCCGCAUCUCCUGCAAGGAUGUCCCUGCCGAGACCCUCUAUGAUGUGCUGCAUGACACCAGCUACCGCAAGAAAUGGGACUCCAACAUGAUCGAGACCUACGACAUCGGGCGCCUCACUGUUAAUGCUGAUGUCGGAUACUACUCCUGGAAGUGCCCCAGUCCCCUGAAGAACCGGGAUUUCGUCACCCUGCGCUCCUGGCUGCCCCUGGGAAACGACUACAUGAUCAUCAACUACAGCGUCAAGCACCCGAAUUACCCACCCCGGAAGGAUUUUGUGAGGGCCGUGUCCCUGCAGACAGGUUACCUGAUCAAGGCCAACGGCGACGGUGCCUGUGUCCUCUACUACCUCACUCAGGUGGACCCUCGCGGGUCGCUGCCAAAGUGGGUGGUGAACCGUGUCUCCCAGUUUGUGGCACCGAAGGCCAUGAAGAAGAUCUACAAGGCUGGGCUGAAGUACCCGGAGUGGAAACGCAAGCAUGACCCCGAGUACAAGCCCUGGGUGUACCCGGAGCAGAACACCCUGCCCAGCGUGAGCCUGGCCGAGCUCUCGGUGCAACACGCUGACUCCCUGGAGAACAUCGACGAGACGGGGCUGCCCGAGGACCACCUGAGCACCAGUGACCACGAGGCCUGAGCCCUCUCCGUGGGCUUUUGUGGGGGGACCCCCUCAUGACGGAGGCUUGGCAGCCAGAAGGCACGGGUGGGAAUUUGGCCCCAUGCCCCCCAAUAGCCAGAUCUGCUCUCCAACUCCUUCAUCGUACAACCCCCUACCCAGGCAGCAGGGUGCUGUCCCAUGGGAAUCUGAGUCACAAGCACUGGAAAGAGGGAGGAUGGGCACCCUGGUCUCCCCUGUGCCCAUUGAGAUGUCCCCACAGGAGGUAGUGCUGGCAGUGGGAGUGGGUGCCCCAAGGAGAGGCUGAGCAGAGCAAGAGAGGGGAAACCCUUCAUGGGGUGAGUAGGAGCUUUCCUGGCACCAGGGUAUGCCUCUCCCAUGGUAAGAUCUUCUAGGGGUGUCCCUCAAAAGUCCAGAAAUGAAGGGCUGUGGGGACUCUGCUCAGGCUUUGCAGCAGCACAGGGCUUAGACUGACCUGCUCUGGCCCAAGGUCUGCCACACCCAAGGUCAGGCUGGGCCCACUGCAGCCCCCCCACGCUUUGUGUGACCCCUUCACCUCAGGGAGCCCUCCCAGGUCCACUCCUGAGUGCCAGGCUCACUUCUGCAGGCUGGCUGUAGUCCAGCUGGCUCUGGGGACCCCUUCUCAGGUGGUGUUUGGGGGGGCUUAGGACAAGGCAGUGGGAUCUCGGGCAGCCUAUGUCCCCACUCUCUUGGUGUUUGCUGCUGCUGUGGUUUCUGGCACAACAAUAAAGGGGUUGGUGUGUGUGC